This is a messenger RNA of Oikopleura dioica, 735 nucleotides long. NCBI's taxonomy places the organism in Eukaryota, Metazoa, Chordata, Appendicularia, Copelata, Oikopleuridae. The record is from the annotation of a GenBank genome assembly.
AUGGAGAACGACGAUGUCACUAGAAUGCGCAGAUUGAACAGAGAAUUUCAUGAAAUCCACGAUUUUAUCGAUAAGUCUGAGAUGAAGAUGUCUAUUCUGAAGCUCCGGGGCCAAAUGUGGAAGGUGAUCAUUCAUGGGCCUCCGGGAACGAUUUUCGAAGGGAAGAAUCAAACCUUCAUUGUCCAGUUUCCCGAGGGCUAUCCGUUCGAUCCUCCGAUGAUUUAUACUGCAGAUGAAGACAUUCGACUUCCUUUUCUUCUUGGAGGAAAUGUCGCGCCGUUCAAGAUUCUCAGUACAAACUGGUUUCCCGCAUGUCCGAUUUCCCUGCCUAUUACAGCACUCUACUACCAUUUCAUCAUCAAUGGAAAAGCUAAAAGCGAAAACGACGCCUCGACCACGAAGGAAGAAGCUUUUCUAAUGAAACCAAUCGAGAUUCCGAAGAUCGCAUUCGAGGCUUUCAUAAAGACCGUCGAAAAACGCGUCAAAGCAGGAACACUUUCAGAAAAACGAGCGAAAAAUCCACUCGGCAUUGUAAAGAAUCUCGCCAAAAAAGCUGAGAAUGACAAGAAAAAAAUCGAGGAAAAGAAAAUCAAGGAAGAGAAAACAACUGAUGACAACAACAAAAUUGACGAGGAGCUGGAAAAGCUGCAUGAGCGAAAAAGAGUGCUCGAGGAACAAAUCAGAAACUGCGACAAGAAAAUUUCUCAUUACGAAAAGCUCUGUAACUCUGCCUAA